AUGGGAUGGCUAAUCAUCAUUGGUAUUGGUGGCACAAUUUCACAGCGAACUAUUAUCGAAACUGGAGAACGUUUCGGAUGGAUUGGGGCUUUGGCUGGUAUCAUUGUCGCAUGUUUCCUCGGAAUCGCCGCUUUGUUCACGAUGAAUGUCAUCAACGACAAAAUUUUGGCCACGGGAAGAAUGAGGAAGUACGAGAAAGGCUAUCCUCAGUAA
Messenger RNA from Cylicostephanus goldi, 213 nucleotides. The record is from the annotation of a GenBank genome assembly. NCBI's taxonomy places the organism in Eukaryota, Metazoa, Nematoda, Chromadorea, Rhabditida, Strongylidae.